Molecule: messenger RNA, 1215 nt
Organism: Thlaspi arvense
Lineage: Eukaryota; Viridiplantae; Streptophyta; Magnoliopsida; Brassicales; Brassicaceae
Source: the annotation of a GenBank genome assembly
AUGGUCGAAAGCUCCCAACAUAAUCUCCCAGCAAGGAUGAGAGUUUCAAAAUCACUCCCUAUGAUUUCUUACAUAUUGGUUUUAGCCCUAUAUUUUUCUUUUUACACAAUAACACCAAUUUCUUCACACUCCCUACAAGAUGGCUUCAUAAAAUGUCUCCACAAAAACACAUAUGUUGAUUUUCCACUCGAUAAAACCUUCUUCACUCCUGAAAGAAAUGCCUCAACCUUUAUCGAAGUCAUUGAAUCGACGGCUCAAAAUUCACGGUUCUUGACCAAGUCACUACCUAAACCGAGUUUCAUAUUUAAACCGAUUCAUGAAUCUCACGUUCAAGCUUCCAUCAUAUGUUCGAAGAAACUCCGAAUUCAUCUCCGUGUUAGAAGCGGCGGUCAUGAUUUCGAAGGCGUGUCUUAUGUUUCGCAGAUCGAAACAUCAUUUUUAUUGCUCGAUUUGUCGAAACUGAGAAAGAUCAAAGUUAAUAUUGAAGACAACAGUGCUUGGGUUCAAGCUGGUGCUACACUUGGUGAACUUUACUACAGAGGGCAGUUUCUUGGCGGAAAAGGCACUCUGAUUGAGGUUAUGAACAAGGGUUUUCCGGAACUAGGGCUAACUCUGAAGGAUUGUACCGAAAUGAGCUGGAUCGAAACCAUUCUUUUUAAUGGUGAAUUUCCGACGAAUACUCCUAUUAAGGCUUUGCUUCAAGUAAAAUCACCUUUCGGAAAACCUUCCUUCAAAUCAAAGUCGGAUAUCGUGAAAGAACCUAUUCCUGUUUUAGGUCUUAAAGGAAUCUUCAAGAGAAUGCUUCAAGAUCAAGAACAGCCUGCUUCGUUUCUUGCUUGGACUCCUUACGGUGGAGCGAUGGCUAAAGUUCCUGAAUCCAAGAUCCCUUUCCCGCAUAGAAACGGAACCAUCUUCAAGAUUCUUUAUAACACAGACACAGAGAAGAAGCCUACAAGACACAUUAACUGGAUCAGAGAUCUGUACAGUUUCAUGACGCCGUAUGUCUCAAGCAAUCCAAGACAAUCAUAUGUCAACUACAGAGAUCUAGACCUGGGAAAGAACACGAAGAACACGAAAGCGAACUACGAGAAAGCUCAAAUCUGGGGAACUAAGUACUUCAAAGACAAUUUCGAGAGAUUGGUGAGGAUUAAAUCAAAGGUUGAUCCAGGUAACAUCUUCAGACACGAGCAGAGCAUCCCAACUUUCCCUGUUUGA